This is a messenger RNA of Triplophysa dalaica, 19784 nucleotides long. RefSeq names its product obscurin, cytoskeletal calmodulin and titin-interacting RhoGEF a (gene obscna). The record is from RefSeq and is a predicted model, not a curated record. Gene Ontology annotation, molecular function: protein binding; ATP binding; protein kinase activity. Lineage: Eukaryota; Metazoa; Chordata; Actinopteri; Cypriniformes; Nemacheilidae. Gene Ontology annotation, biological process: protein phosphorylation.
AUGUCUCACAGCUCACGAGGAGCUCAGCUGUUUACUGGCUCAAGAACUUCCAGAGGAACCUCGACGUCCCGAACGAGACAGGGUGGUGUUCUUUCAAAGGCUCUGAACAGAAUUCAAUUGGUCAAGGGCAUAGAGGAUGUGACACUGUGUGAGAAAGAAGCAUGUACAUUUGAAGUGGUCCUGAGUCAUGCAUACAUCCAGGGUCAGUGGACAAAAGAUGGUGUCCCUUUUAAGUCAAAGCCUGUGUGUCGAAUUGCAACUCGGGGCAAAACACACACUCUCACGCUGACAAGGGUCACAACCGCUGACACGGGCAUCAUCAGUUUCAAAACUGAAGGGAUCGAAACCUCGGCUUUGCUCAAGGUCACAGCCAGAGAUAUUAAGAUUGUGAAGUAUCUUGAAAAUGCCAGUGUGACCGAGAAGGAAAGUCUGACGUUUUUCUGUGAAGUCAACUGGGAGGAUGUGGAUGGAAAGUGGUACAAAGAUGACAGCCGGCUGAGAGCUGGAGAUAACAUGAAAAUAAAAUGUGAUGGUAAAAUCCAUUCUCUAACAUUUAAAUCAGUAAAGCCGGAUGAUGCUGGUGAGAUCACAUUCACUGCAGAGAGGGUUUCCUCAACAGCGACCCUACGAGUAAAAGAACUUCCAGUUCAGUUUGUGAGGCCUCUAAGGGUGAAGAUCGGCAUGUACAAACACCGUGCCCUGCUGGAGUGUCAGGUCUCACGUGCCAACGCUGUGGUCAAAUGGUACAAACAAAAUCUUGAAAUUGUGCAGAAUAGAAAGUACCAAACUGUCAAUGAUGGUCUGUACAGACAGCUUAUCAUAGAGGAUCUGGGAUCAUCAGAUGAAGACACUUUUAUCUGUGAUGCUGUGGAUGAGAGCACAUCUUGUCAGCUGUUCGUAGAGGAGCAGGCCAUCAGCAUUUUGAAAGCACUUAGUUCUGUGGAGGUCAUGGAACCUAAAGAGGCUCGUUUUAAAGUGGAAACCAGUAUUCAAUUAGUGAGGGCACCAAAAUGGACCCUGAAUGGGAGGCUUCUAAGUCCCUGUCCGGAAAUUAGAAUUGAGAGGGAAGGAACCUCAAACAAACUAAUUUUCACUAAAACCGACAGUAGUAUGUGUGGCACUGUGCAGUUCAUCUCGGGGAAGAGCAAGUCAGAAGCUCAACUCACAGUGACAGAGCGCCCCUUGAUUGUAACACAGCCCAUUUCAGAUGUGGAGGUGAAGGAGAAUGGGCAAGUUACACUCAGAUGUGAAUUCUGUCCAUCUCCAAGAGUGGUACGCUGGUUUAAGGGUAGAACCCUCUUGUUUGGUUUAAAUAAAUACACAAUGAAGCGGGAGAAGAACCGGGUUGAGAUGACUAUCAUGGGUGUGAAAGCAAUCGAUUCAGGAGAGUAUCGUUGUGUGGCUGGGGGUUCAGAGACGAGAGGAAGAAUCAAUGUGGAAGUUAAAAGGUUGAAAAUCAUUAGACACCUGGAACAAGCGGAAGUUGAGGAGGAUGGAACUGCAGUGUUCACCUGUGAACUCAAUCAGGAGUCUCCCAGCGUCCAAUGGCUUCUCAAUGACAGAGUGCUGCACACCAAUUACGUCAACAAGAUCCAGAAUUCUGGAAAGGUUUACAGUCUGAUUCUAAAACGACUCGCCCCUCAGGAGAGCCGUGUAACGUUCAAAACCUUUUAUAUCAGCGAGACUGCAUUUCUUAGGGUCAAAGAGAGGCCUGCCUUGUUCCUAAGAUCUUUAGAAGAUGCAACCGGUGAGGAGCUUGGUGACAUUCAUCUGCAGUGUGAGGUCUCCAAGCAGUCUGUAUCGCCUCUCUGGAGGAAAGAGGGUGAAGUUAUAAAUGCCAGUGAGAAGUAUGAGAUUCUCCAUGUGGGCAAGUCAUUGACUCUUAUCAUCCGCAAACUGAUAAAGGAUGACGGAGGGGAGUACAGCUGUGAUAUUGGCUCCAGUCAAACCAAAGCUAAAGUCAUAGUUCGUGAUCUUCAUAUUACCAUUGUUAAGCGGAUUAGGACAAAAACUGUACUGGAAGGAGAAAACUGCAGUUUUGAGUGUAUCCUGUCCCAUGAUAUUAUUGAUGAAGCAUCGUGGUUCAUGAAUGGCCAACCUAUUGUGACUAAUGGACGAAUCAUAGUCACAAGCAAUGGCCGUAAAUAUUCAAUGAGCAUACAGGAAGUGAUAAUAUCUGAAGCUGGGGAGGUGGUCUUUAUCAUCAAAGAUCUCAGUUGCAGAACUAUGCUGUUUGUCAAAGAGAAGCCUGUGACAGUGUUUAGAGAUAUGCUGAAUGUGAAAGCAACACCUGGUGAAGAUGCAGAGCUUAGCUGUGAGAUCACCAAACCAGACGCGAUGGUUAAAUGGUUGAAAAAUGGACGAUUGAUUCGAGCUAGCCCAAAAUACGAAAUUGACCAGAAGGAUUAUCUGGUGAAGCUGAUCAUUCGUAAUGCAGCCAUAAUGGACUCAGGAGAGUACUGCUGUGAGGCUGAUGGUAUUGCUACAAGAGCAAGAUUAGAUGUCAGAGAUGUGCAACACGCAUUCGCAAAGGAGCUGAAGGAUGUACGUGCAGAGGAAAAAGGCAUGGUGACCAUGGAAUGUGAAACCAGGAAGCCCCCCAAAACUGUCACCUGGUUUAAAGGCCUGAUGGUGCUUAGCUGAAAAAAGUACCUUAUAAAAAGGAAAGAUGUUGUUCUCUCUCUCACCAUCUAUAAUCUGGAGAAGAGUGACAGUGCUGUCUAUACCUGUGAUGUUGGGACAAUGCAGAGCAGAGCUUUACUCACAAUCCAAGGACAAAAAGUGAUCAUUCUUGAUGAACUGGAAGAUAAAGAGUGUUUAGAAGGAGAUACCAUCGUUUUCAAGUGUCGUAUCUGCCCGAGUGACUACGCUGAUGUUAAGUGGUACCUGGAUGAGACUUUGCUCUACACUAAUGAUCUCAAUGAGAUCCAGAUGAUACACGGUGGAUACCACACUCUCACCUUCAAGCAGCUUGCUCGCAAAGACACCGGCACCAUCUCUUUUGCGGCUGGUGACAAAAAAUCAUAUGCAUCACUGUUAGUCAGAGAGAGACGACCCACAAUAACUAAAGCAUUGGAGGACACAGAAGCGAUUGAAGGAGGAAGUGUAGUGCUGUUGUGCAAGACCUCAAAGCCGUGCCACAUUGUAUGGUACAAGGAAAGCUGUUUAAUCUGGAAUUCUUCAAAGAACGUAGUGACUCGAUCUGGAAAUGAGUCCAGGCUUACCAUUCAUGAUGUGACGGAUAGUGACGCCGGGGUGUACGAGUGUGACGCAAGAUCUGUCAGCACUAAAGCAACUGUGACUGUUAAAACUGUCCCAGCUGAGUUUAUAAAAGCUCUUCAGAAUCAGGAGGUCAAGGAGGGAGAGAGCGUCACGUUGACGUGUGAGUACUCUAUACCUGGUGUCCAUUUUGUGUGGCGAAAAGGAGCAGAGACACUAAAGCCAAGUGUGAAGUAUCACAUGAAGCAGAGGAAAUCUUACAUCUCUCUUACAAUACACAAUUUAAUGCCAGAGGACUCUGGGAAUUACAUUUGCAUUUGCAGAGACCAAAGAACGAUGGCUGCUGUUACAGUCAAUGCGGUUCCAAUCUCGUUUAUCAAAGAGCUAAAGAACCAAGAGAUGGAGGAGGGUAAAGUUGUACUAUUACGAUGUGAGCUUUCUAAAGCUGGGAUCCCGGUGGAGUGGUUGAAAGAGGAGGAAAUCCUCUGGGCUGGAGAGAAAUAUCAAAUGAGGCAUAUAGUUACCAUACUGGAGCUGAUCAUCAGAAAUCCAGUGCCGGAGGACAGCGGGACUUACUGUUGUGCUUGUCAGGAUCAUAGGACCAAAGCCAUCGUGACAAUACGAGCUCCACCCAUCACAUUUAAACAGAAGUUAAGAAAUCAGAUGGCCGAGGAGGGAAACAUUAUAUUAUUACAUUGUGAGAUGUCAAAACCGGCCACCUCUGUUGAGUGGAGAAAAGGGAAUAACUUGCUUAAGUCUGGUGAGAAAUACCAGAUCAGACAGCGGGGCUCUGUGUUAGAGCUAAAAAUCUUUCAUUUGUCGCAAGACGAUAGUGGAGUGUACAGCUGCACCUGUGGAGGUGCCCAGACAUCUGCCAAUAUCAUUAUCAGUGCUCAACUUGUCACCUUCAAAGAGAAGCUCAAAAAUGUGGUAGCAGAGGAAGGCAAGACUAUAACACUGCAUUGUGAGCUUUCAAAAGGUGGUGUCCCCGUAGAAUGGUGGAAUGGAGAUGAACUGCUCCAGCCUGGAGAAAAGUAUCAGAUGAAAGAAAGGGACGCAUCGGUUGAUCUUAUCAUCCGUGAGGCCACACCUGAAGACAGUGGAGUCUACCGAUGCAUCUGUGGACAGCAGAAGACUAAAGCUACAAUUAAAAUAGUUGGUGUUCCUGCAACAUUUAAGCAAAUCCUCAAGAACCAAGAAGCUUCAGAAGGGGAAUCGCUUACUCUACGAUGUGAGCUCUCCAAAGCUGGAGUACCUGUUGAAUGGUGGAAAAGAGAUAAACGGAUACUUCCAAGUCCACGGUACAUGAUGAGGAUGGACGGAAAGAAUGCAGAGUUGGAAAUAUCUAACGUUUUCUCUGAAGAUGCUGGGAUAUACACCUGUGUUACUGGAGACCAGAAGACCAAUGCUGAAGUGAAAAUCAAAGCUCGUCCGAUUACCUUCACACGAGAGCUUCAGAACCAGGUGUCUACGGAAGGGAAGAAUGCAGUAUUUACCUGUGAGCUUUCAAAACCCGGUGCCCCGGUGGAAUGGAGGAAAGGUAGAGUGAUUCUGAAACCUGGAGACAAAUACCAGAUGAAGCUGGAGGGACGAUUAACCAAACUGGUGAUUAUCAACCUUGUGGAGGCGGAUGCAGGAAGCUACACCUGCAAAAGCAAAGAUUCGCUGUCGACAGCCGAGCUGACAGUUCAAGGUAAGAUAAGGUCCGGACUCCCUGCUACAUUCAAACAAACUCUGAAGAACCAGGAAGCUCAGGAGGGAAACAGCAUCACUUUGCUCUGUGAACUUUCCAAGACUGGUAUUCGAGUAGAAUGGUGGAAAGGAGGAGAAAUGCUCAAGACUGGAGAAAAAUAUCAGCUGAGGCACAAAGAAUCGACAGCGGAAUUGCUAAUAAGGAAGGCACAAGCGGAAGAUAGUGGAGUUUAUCGGUGUGUAUGUGGAGAUCAAAUGACAGAAGCCACCAUCAAAGUUAAUGCUCUCCCGAUCACGUUCAAACAAGAACUUAAGAAUCAAGAGGGCGAAGAAGGAAACAACAUGACGUUGCGUUGCGAGGUCUCGAAGGUCGGUGCUGAUGUGAAGUGGUUCAAGGGAGAUGAACUCCUAAACCCUGGAGAGAAGUAUCAGAUAAGACAACUGGCAACGAAAGUGGAGCUUGUCAUACGAAAAGCAGUCCCUGAAGACAGCGGGGUCUACUUUUGCAAAUGCCCCAGUCAGACAUCCGAAGCUACGGUUAAAAUCAACGCUCUCCCAAUCACGUUCAGACAAAACCUAAGAAACCAGGAAGUGGUGGAGGGUAACACUGUUGCUCUGCGAUGUGAGCUUUCCAAACCGGGUGCUAUGGUUAGGUGGUGGAAAGGUAAAGAGGGGCUGAUACCAGGAGAGAGGUACACGAUGAGGGCGGAGGGUAGAAUCGCUGAAUUGCUCAUCAAGAAUGUGAAUACUGAAGAUGUUGGGUUAUACAGCUGCACCACCGGAUGUGAAAAGACAACAGCAGAGGUCAAAGUCAAGGCUCUACCUGUGACCUUUAAACGAGAACUUCAAAACGAAGUAACAAAGGAAAGUGGUCAAGCUGUGUUUAGCUGUGAGCUUUCUAAACCCAACGCUCAAGUCGACUGGAGGAAAGGAAGAGUUAUUCUCAAGGCCGAUGAGAAGUAUGAAAUGAAGCAAGAGGGAAGAAUCGUCAAACUUCUCAUUCAUAAUGUGGAAGCAAGUGAUGCUGGGAACUAUUCGUGUAAAACCAAGGAUUCAGAGUCGACUGCUGAACUAUUUGUUAAGGUUCCACCCAUCACCUUUAAAGUAAAGUUGAAAAACCAGGAAAUUGAGGAAGAUAACAUGCUCGCGUUGCACUGUGAGCUCUCAAAAGCCGGCUGUCCAGUGGAAUGGAGAAAAGGAGAAGAGCUUCUUAGGUCCGGGUGUAAGUAUCAGUUUAGGGAAUAUGAUGUUACGAGAGAGCUGAUCAUCAUGAAAGCCAUGCCUGAAGACAGUGGAGUCUACAGUUGUACCUGUGGAGAGCAGAAGACGAAAGCAACGAUUAAAGUCUUUGCCACGCCGGUAACGUUCAAACAAAACCUGAAGAACCAAGAAGCUCCAGAAGGAGGUGUUGUAGUCAUGCAUUGUGAACUGUCCAAAGCUGGAGUGACGGUAAUGUGGUGGAGAGGAGAUGAGGAGAUCAGCAAUGGGGCUAAAUAUCAGAUCAAGCAGGAAGGAUUGGUCGCAGAGUUACACAUCAAGAACGUCCUUCCGAUGGAUGUUGGGGAAUAUAGCUGCAUUAUUGGAGAUCAGAGGACCACAGCUGAAGUUAAUGUUAGGGCUGCUGCCUCUGUAUAUUUUGAGAGAGAACUUGAAAGUCAAGAAGCAGUAGAGGGGGAUUCUGUCAUCUUUAGUUGUUUGCUCUCUAGCUCGAAUGCCCCAGUCACCUGGAGGAAAGAUGCAAAACAGAUCACGCAGGGCGGCCGAUAUACCCUGCAUCAUAAAGGUUCCACUCAGGAGCUUGAAAUAAGGAAGCUGAGAGUGGCGGAUGCUGGUGUGUAUUCAUGCAGCGUCAGAGGUAAAAAGACCUCUGCAAGCCUUAAGGUGAUAGAGCGUGUGAGGAUUGUGCAAGGUCUUCGGGACUUGACGGUUACGGCUGACGAAAACGCUCAUUUUGUAUGUGAGCUGUCACACGAGAACAUCCUGGAUGGGGUUUGGUGGCUCGGUUCCACCGUGCUGCAGGAGAACGAGAUGAAUCAGAUGAGUAUCCGUGGCCGAGAACACCACCUGGUGCUCACCAUGACCACACCUGAGGAGACGGGGGUUGUGUCCUUUGUGGUGGGAAAUGAACAGACGUCUGCUCGUCUGAAGGUGAACAGCAAACCACAAGUGUUUAUAGAGGAAAAACUGAAAGACAUGACGAUUUACGAGGGUGAUUCUGCUACUUUAACCUGUGUGACGUCUGACUCCUGCACACCUGUCAGCUGGAAACGGAAUACUGUGACCCUGCUACCCGGAGAAAAGUAUGAACCUUUAAAAGAAGGAAAAUGCAAUCAUCUUCUGAUUCAUGGGGUGAGAAAAGAGGAUGCUGGGGUGUACAUUUGUGACACAGGAGACAUGCAGAGCAGUGCUACGUUAACAGUCAAAGAACGACCCUUGUAUUUCCGCGGAGAGCUUCAAAACCAAGAAGCGGAAGAGGGCGAGACAGCGUUCUUAAGAUGUGAGCUAUCUCAACCUGGAGUGCCGGUUGAGUGGAAGAAAGGAGCCGUUCUGCUUCAGCUGGCAAACAAAUAUGAAAUGAAGCAGGAUGGAUGUGAGCUACAGCUACAGAUCAAUGAUGUCACAAGUAAGGACAGCGGAGCCUACCGGUGUUGCGCUGAUGGCAUUGAGACCAGGGCCAGCAUCACUGUUAAAGAGCGUCCUUUGUACUUUCGUGAGGAACUCCAAAAUCAAGAAGUGGAGGAAGGUGAAACAGCAUUCUUGUGCUGUGAGCUCUCUACACCUGGAGUGGCAGUACAGUGGAAGAAGGGGGCGAUGGUGCUGAGGCAUGGGAGGAAGUAUAAGAUGAUGCAAGAGGACAAUGAGCUCCAGCUUCAGAUCCAUGACCUCACCAAUGAAGACAGUGGCAUCUACAGGUGCUGUGUUGGAUGCCUGGAAACACGUGCUAAUGUUUUAGUUAAAGAGCAACCUCUUUUCUUCUGUGAAGAGCUCCAUAACCAGGAGGCAGAAGAAGGUGAAACAGCCUUCCUGUGCUGUGAGCUCUCCAAACCUGGAGUUGAGGUGCAGUGGAAGAAGGGAGCGAUAAGACUGAGACCAGGAAACAAAUAUGUGACGAAACAAGAUGGAUGCAAAGUACAGCUUCAGAUCCAUGACCUGACAAGUCAAGAUAGCGGGACAUACAAGUGUUGCUGUGGAAGCCUGGUUACUACAGCAUCCAUGGUAGUCAAAGAGCAACCUUUGUACUUCUGCAAGAAACUUGAAUAUCAAGAAGCAGAAGAAGAUGAAACCGCUGUCUUUUGCUGUGAGCUUUCAAAACCAGCAUGUGCUGUACAGUGGAAGAAAGGAGCAGUGCUGCUGAAGUCUGGAAGAAAAUAUGAAAUACAGCAGAACGGUGGAGAACUGCAGCUUCAGAUCCGUGAACUCACAGGUCAGGACAGCGGUGUCUACACAUGCUGCGUUGGAGUUCUGGUGACCUCAGCUUCUCUGGAAGUGAAAGAACAACCUCUUUAUUUCUCUGAGGAACUGCAAACUCAAGAAGUAGAAGAAGGUGAGACUGCCAUCCUGAGAUGUGAGCUCUCCAAAACUGGUAUUGCCGUGCUGUGGAGGAAAGGAACAAUGUUGCUUAGACCAGAAAACAAAUAUGAGAUGAAGCAAGAUGGCUUUAAAUUGUCACUUCUGAUACAUGAUGCAAACAGUCAAGACAGCGGCUCCUACAAAUGUUGUGCUGGUACAUUGGUGACCACAGCUUCUCUUGAGGUGAAGGAACCACCCAUUGUCUUCAUAGAGGAGCUUCAAAGCCAGGAGGUAAAGGAAGAUGAGGCGGUUACUCUGACAUGUGAGCUCUCAAAACCUGGAGUUGCUGUUCAGUGGAAGAAGGGAACAGUGCUUCUCAAACAAGGAAGAAAGUAUGAGAUGAUACAGAAGGGCUGUCUACUACAACUUCAUAUACGUGACCUGAAAAGUGAAGAUACUGGGUCCUAUAAAUGUUGUGCGGGUAGUUUGAUGACGACUGCUUCUCUUGUAGUAAAAGAGCAACCUUUAUUCUUCUGCAAGAACAUUCAAGGUCUCGAAGCCGAAGAAGGCGACACAGCCUUCUUUAGCUGCGAGCUCUCAAAACCUGAAGUUGCUGUGCAGUGGAAGAAAGGAACAGAGUUACUGUUUCCAGGAAUGAGGUAUGAGAUGACACAAGAUGGCUGUCUUCAACAACUUCAGAUACAUGACCUUAAAGGCAUAGAUUCUGGCUCUUAUAAGUGCUGCGCAGGUAGCCUGGUGACAACAGCUUCUCUUCUGGUAAAGGAGGAGCCUUUGUUCUUCUCAAAGGAGCUCCAAAACCAAGACACAGAGGAGGGUAAGACAGCCGUGUUGUCUUGUGUGCUCUCCAAACCUGAAACAGCUGUGCAGUGGAAGAAAGGAGCGAUAGUUUUGAAGCCUGGGAAGAAGUAUGAGAUAAAGCAAAAUGGCUGUCAACUACAGCUUCAUAUCUGUGAACUGACAACACAAGACAGUGGAGUCUACAAAUGUUGCGCUGGAAGUCUGGUGACUACUUGCUCCGUUACAGUGAAAGAGCCACCUUUAUUCUUCUGUAAGAACCUUCAAAACCUUGAAGCAGAAGAAGGCAAGACAGCCAUCCUGACCUGUGAGCUCUCAAAAUCUGGAAUUACUGUACAGUGGAAGAAAGGAACGUUGCUGUUAAAACCAGGAAACAAGUACAAGAUGAAACAUGAUGGUUCUCUGCUACAACUCCAGAUACAUGAUUUGAAAAGUCAAGAUAGUGGCUCUUAUAAAUGUAGUGCAGGAAGCCUUGUGACGACAGCUUCUCUUGUGGUCAAGGAGAAACCCUUGGUCUUCUCUGAGGAGCUCCAAAACCAAGAAGCAGAGGAGGGUAAAACUGCCGUGUUGUGUUGCGAGCUCUCUAAACUUGUGACGUCUGUGCAGUGGAAGAAAGGAACAGUGAUUCUGAAGCCUGGUAAAAAGUAUGAGAUGAAACAAAACGGCUGUCAACUGCAGCUUCACAUUCACGAGCUGACAACACAGGAUAGUGGGGUUUACAAAUGUUGUGCUUUAAGCCUGGCGACUACCGGCUCUGUUACGGUGAAAAAGCAACCUUUAUUCUUCUGCAAGAAUCUUCAAAGUCUUGAAGCAAAAGAACGUGAGACGGCAUUCUUCAGCUGUGAGCUUUCGGAACCUGGAGUUGCCGUUCAGUGGAAAAAAGGAGCGGUGUUGAUAAACACAGGAAACAAGUACAAGAUUAAACAAGAUGGCUGUCUACAACGACUCGAGAUACAUGACCUCAAAAGUCAAGAUUCUGGCACGUAUCAGUGCUACGUGGGUAACCUAGUGACAACUGCUUCUCUUGUAGUAAAAGAACUGCCUUUGUUUUUCUCUGAGGAGCUCCAAAACCAAGAAGCAGAGGAGGGUAAGACAGCCGUAUUGUGUUGUGAGCUCUCUAAACCUGAAACGUCUGUGCAAUGGAAGAAAGGAGCGAUGCUUCUGAAGCCUUGUAAAAAGUAUGAAAUAAAGCAAAAUGGCUGUCAACUACAGCUUCACAUUCAUGAGUUAAUAAUACAGGACAGUGGGGUCUACAAAUGUUGCGUUGGAAGUCUGGUGACUACUGGAUCCAUUAGGGUGAAAGAGCAACCAUUAUUCUUCUCUAAGAACCUUCAAGAUCUUGAAGCAAAAGAAGCUGAGACGGCCUUCUUGAGCUGUGAGCUCUCAAAACCUGGAGUUGCCGUUCAGUGGAAGAAGGGAACAAUGUUGUUGAAGUCUGGAAGCAAGUAUGAGAUGAAACAGAGUGGCUUAGAAAUGCACCUUCAAAUCCAUGACCUGAAAUGUCAGGAUAGUGGUGUGUAUAAAUGUUGUGUUGGUAGGAUGGAGACAACAGCUUCUGUUGUUAUAAAAGAAGCUCCAACUAGAACAAAAGAAAUCCCUCAAGCCCCACCAAGAUCAAAAGCUAAAAGUGCUCAGCCGAGUAUUAUUGUGGAAGAACCACAUGGUCUAGCACCAAACAAACAGGCUGUGGUCAUUGAAGCAUCAGACAACCGUACUGUAGAGCCAUCAGAAGUUCAAUUUCAAGAUCUCUUUGGGAACAUAGAGGAUGAAGAGGAGACCAAGGGAAAAUCAUUGUUCAAACAAAAAAGAAAACAACUGGGUCCUAAUAUUUCCCAGGUUAUAAAUGAGAUUAGUCACACUAAAGAAGAAAUACCUGAAAUUCCUUCACCUGCAACCUACAUAACCGAAGAACCAAGAAAAAAAUACAUGGACACGGAUUCAAAAGAAUUUGAAGCUGAGAUUGCUCUGGACUGGUGCAAUGAAGAGAUUUCAGGACAGGUUCUGAAGAAGACUUCAAGCAUAGAUACAGAUGAAGACAAAAGCGAUGAACUAGAUAGAGAUCUUCCCCAGCCUCCUCCUCCCUCUAGGGGUAAACCCACACAGCCCAAUGUUUCACAUCCAGACCACCAUGAUGUUUCAGAAGAGAAGAACCAGACUGUUAUCAGACAGCCUAGUUUGGAUGUUAAACCAGAUGUGGUCAAGAAGCCAACUGUAGGAGGAGGACAACCGUGUGCAUUAGACAAAAAGAAUCGACAAAUGGUUUUACCAUCAACUGAAAAGAGAGAAUCAGUAAAUGAAAGUGUUUCCACAGAACAAGAUUCUAAGCCCUUAGAGGAUGAUGAAAUUCACCUCCUUGACAAUAAAGAGACUGAUGAAAAUGUCACACAUGAGAAACUUAAGGUCCAUUCUGAAACGGCUCAAGAAUUCAAUAAGGUUCAAAACAUAGAUGAACAUCAAGUAAAAGUGGCAAAACACGGAAAAGAAAAAGCACCAAGUCUUACUCCUGCCAGCCAGAAACUUAAAGAACAAAUAAUUCCUGUAGAGAAAGCGAAAACAAUGCCCUUCUGGGAAGCGCAUAGAGACCCACAAGACGUAAAGAUCCCCUUAGAUGAGAAAAACAUUAAGCAGGUUGAACUGGAAAAAGACGCAGGAUCUACCACUCAGCCACAGGAGAUAAUGGCACAGAAGAUGACAAAAGAUGCUCAAAGUGUGGCAGACAACAAACAGGCAAGUUCUCAGGUAGAACAAGAUACUAAAGUCAUCGAGUUUGAAGAUGAGCCUGAGAUGCUUGAAGCUGCCAUUAAGAUACAAGCUGCUUUCAAAGGCUACAAGACCAGAAAAGACAUGCGUCCUGCCUUCAAGGAAGUCUUCAAAAACCAGAAUGUUGAUCCUGGUGGCGCUGUGUUGCUUGAGUGUGUUGUGGAUGGUAAAAUUAGCUCUGUGAGCUGGUUAAAAGAUGGAGUAGAUCUCAAACCCGGGAAAAGGAUUAAAGUCGGUCGUAAUGAGGACGGCCGAUGUCUUCUAACAGUUUCCAGCGUGACACCCAAAGAUGCCGGAAUCUAUACAUGCAUAGUUGCACACAAGUUUGGAAAGAUUAGUUAUAAUGGGAAUGUGACAGUGGGUAAACAGCAAAAGCCACCUGAGAGCGUUCAAAUCGCACAGAAGUUAGGCACCGAAAUUGUUGUUGGGAAAGAGGCUCAGCAGACCCUAAAUCAAGAGAAGACAUUGAGACUCGCCUAUGAUCUGCCAGCGGAUGACACCUACAGUAAAAUCCAAGAGAAAAGGAGAAGUCUCAUUUCGGUCAGCUCUGUAUCAUGUCACUCGGAUUAUGACACGGCUCCUGAUGCUGAGACAGAAUAUUUAUCUCGGGGAAAAGAGGCAGAGAAGUCCAAAUCAGAUGCUCCAACUGAAGUACAAAAAAGUGUUAGUGUAACACCACCAAAGACUUCAGGUCAACUGAAAGUUAAAGGUUCCAGCCCAAAGAGUCAAAUGCCUUCUCCUAAACGCACCUCUUCUAAUAUAGAGUCAUUCUCUGAGUCAGAUGAAGACGAAGAGAGAGGAGAGACAUUUGAUGUGUAUGUGGCUAAAACGGACUGCCAUCCUGUGGGAGGAAACAAGGAGGCGUUUGUACUUAAGGAAGGUCAGUUUGUGGAGGUCCUGGACUUUGCCCAUCCUGUGAGGUGGCUUGUACGUACAAAGCCAACUAAGAUGACACCGUCCCGUCAGGGGUGGGUAUCCCCCGCAUACCUGGAGAAGAAGACCAAGGAAAUCUUUUUACUGGCUCUUGAAGAAGACACAAGAGAUUCCUCUGAGAAAGGCAGGAAGAUAUGCACAAAGGACGAGCACAGUUUAGUUCAAGGUCAGCUGAUCAGGGGACUUCUGAACGGCGAGAGUGAUUUUGUGCGAGAGAUUAACUUCUUUGUGGAGCACCAUUUGGAGUACCUAGAGACAAGCUCUCAAGUUCCUCUUACCAUCCUCAGUCAAAAAGAGUACAUAUUCCGCAACAUCCGGGAAAUUGCAAGCUUCCAUGAAUGCCUAAUCUUCCCCAAGCUGGAGAUGUGCUUUACAGAUGAUGAUGUCGCCGAAUGUUUUGUGAGCUACGUUACAGACUUUGAGAUGUACCUGCAGUACAUCACAGGUCUGCCCCAGGCUGAGGCCUGCGUCUCAGACAAAAACACACAAUAUUUCUUUAAGCAAUAUGCAAACACAGAGCUGGCACAUCUGGAUACCCAGGUUCUCAGUGUUAACACCUAUCUGCAGAGACCUCUAGAAAGAAUUCAAACAUACAAGACUGUACUUAAGGAGCUUAUCAGAAACAAAGCGAAGAAUGGACAGAGCUGUGGUCUACUGGAAGACGCCUUUGCCAUAGUUUCAAGCUUGUCCUGGCGUGCGGAGAACUUGCAUCACCUGUCCAUGAUCGAGAAUUACCCAGCACCUCUCAAGGGGCUUGGAGAACCCAUUAGACAGGGCCAUUUUACAGCAUGGGAGGAAGUUCCCGGAGUCAAAAGCUCUCAGAGAGGACAUCACCGCCACGUCUUCCUCUUUAAAGACUGCAUUGUCUUCUGUAAGCCGAGGAGAGAACUAAGCACGUACACUGAGGCCUACUUAUUCAAGAAUAAAAUGAAGUUGUGUGACAUUGAUGUAAAGGAUACAGUGGAAGGUGACGACAGGGCGUUUGGUAUGUGGCAUGAGCAUCGAGGAAUGGUGAGGAAGAUCGUUCUGCAGGCCCGAUCCGUCCUCCUCCGCCUCUCCUGGCUCAAAGAUCUGCGGGACCUGCAGCUGCGCAGCAAACAGCCUGCUUGGAGUGCUCCUUGUUUUGAGCAGCAUCUUAUCAACUUCUCGGCAAGGCUUGGACAAACUGUAAAACUUGCCUGCAAGAUUACCGGUACACCAAAACCAGGAAUAAAGUGGUUUAAAGAUGGUCGUGCUGUGAGGGAUGACCAGCAUCACAUUACUUCAGAAGGACAGUUGGGGGCCUGUUAUCUUGUGCUGACUGGGGUCACAGUGGACGAUUCGGGUCAAUACAUGUGUUACGCAACCAGUCCCGCAGGCAACGCAAGCAGCCUGGCAAACGUUAUGAUUGAUGUUCCCCCGAGUUUCACAACUCCGCUACAAAACUCAGUGCUUCUAAAAGGCCAAGAAAUACAGUUCAAGUGCGCCACAAAAUUCGUUCCUUUCCCAUCAGUGAGGUGGUUUAAGGACGGCGUUGAGCUCAAGAACAGCAGGAAGUAUCAAAUUCAAUCUGACGUGCAAACAGGAAGUCUUACACUCACCGUAAAGACAGCUGAAGAGUCGGAUCUCGGUCAAUACCAGUGUGAGAUACUGAAUGAAGUGGGCAGCGCCAAGUGUAAAGCUGAGCUCUGCUCUCCAGCGCCUUCAGCUUUGCCAGUCAGCACCCAAAACCAAUCACAAACCUCCCCAUUUCAAGGUAGGACAAAGAAGGUGAUCGGCAGUUACAGUUUAAGACGGAGAAAUUGCCCAAUAAAGCAGAUAUCCGUAAUCUUGAAGGAACCUGCUGCCGAUAUUGGAGAAACGCACAGCGUUGAUCGACAGAAUGUUGCUGAUAGGCAGAUACAGACUGCACAGGAAGAGAGACUCGUGGAAUCUGAGGAAAUGCUUGUCUGCUCAGAAACCGAGGAAGAGGGGCUUGUGAUGACAGAAGCCCCUACUGUACAGGUUCCAAUAGAAGACUUGACAGUCCGGCCGUGUCAGGCGGCCAUAUUCUCCGCCAUUAUUACAGGCCAGCCCAUUCCUGAGGUUCAGUGGUUUAAGGAUGGCCAGGAAAUUUUAGCCAAUGAGCAAAUAGAAAUAAUGCACAGUGGUGCACGUUGCUCUCUCACGUUGCUGGACGCUUGCGCAGAAGAUUGUGGGACAUACACCUGCAUAGCGGGCAACAGUGUUGGCCAGACCUCUUGCCACGCCAAACUCACUGUUGACGCAGGUCCUGAGGACAUUGAGGAGGAGGUAGAGGUGGAGUUUACAAAAAGACGAAAACUGCUUUCCGUAUAUGAUGUCUGUGAGGAAAUUGGAAGGGGCACCUUUGGGGUCGUUAAAAAAGUCAUACACAGGGCGAGUGUGGAGUGCUUUGCUGCAAAGUUCCUUCCGCUCAGAAGCAACACCAGGACUAGAGCGUUUCAAGAGAGAGAUCUACUGUCUCGUCUUGGUCACCGCAGACUCGCGUGUCUCCUCGAUUUCUUCUCCACAAGACGCACUCUGGUGCUGGUUAUAGAAUUAUGUUCUUCGCAAGGGUUGUUAGACCAUCUGUAUUUAAAAGGAUUGGUUACAGAGAGGGAGGUCCAGUUAUAUAUUCAGCAGAUUCUGGAGGGCAUUGGGUACAUUCACAAUAUGAACAUCUUGCAUCUGGAUAUCAAAACGGACAAUAUUCUAAUGGUCUCCCCAGAGAGAGAAGACAUCAAGAUCUGUGACUUUGGCUUCUGUCAGGAGAUUGACAGCUCUAGACAUCAGUACAACAAGUUUGGAACACCUGAAUUUGUUGCUCCAGAAAUUGUCCACCAGGAACCUGUUACGGUAGCCACUGAUAUCUGGUCUGUUGGUGUCGUUGCUUACUUAUGCGUAACGUGCCACUGCCCUUUCUUUGGAGAGAACGACCGUGACACACUGAUGAAGGUAGCCGAGGGCGUGCUGUUCUGGGAUGCACCUGAGAUCAAGAGCAGAAGUGCGGAGGCACAGGACUUUCUACACAGAGUUCUACAGCCAGACCCAGAAAGGAGGCCAAAUGCAUCUGAGUGUCUGGGUCAUGAGUGGUUUCAGGAUCAUUAUGAAGAUUCGGAGCCUGAGUACAUCAAUAUGAAACAUUUAAAGUCUUUCAUUUCAAGAAGAAAAUGGCAGCGUUCUUUGACAUGUCUCGGCUCUGUGCUGACGUUGAGACCGAUCCCAGACCUGUUGGAAGCCCCUAUGCGUGAGGUUUCCAUUACUGCCACGAGGGAGACCCAGGAGCCCAGCAGCACUUCCUUAAGCAGCGGGUCCUCUUCAGAGUAUGAUGAAGCAGAUGCCUGGGACUUCUUCCAGCAGGCCAGCCAAGAAGAUGAAGAUGAUUUGGAGGAAGAGGAUGAUUUGGACCCAUACGCCCAUGUGUCAAUAAGGCCUGCGUCUAAAGGACAGGAUGAGGAAGAGUUGCUUAUCGAUGGGAAGAACAUUCAAAGAGGCCCACUGGUAAUUCCCAUGAGCUCACCGACAAAAGUGCUCGGUUUUGAGCGAAGGGACAGCAGUCCCCCUUUGUACAUUUCCGAGGGAGAAGAGGGGUUGUCUGGUGGGACUCCCAUACCACGCCGUAGCCUCAUCAAGAGCAACUUCUACUGCAGCUCAGAGCAGCUCUCUCCCAUUUCUGCUCGCCACAUGAUCCUUCGGGAGAAAAUCCAAGCCAAAAAGCAGGAGCGUGGCCGUAAGCCUCUCCGCGCCAGCCUCUCUGGCAGGCUAAAUGAGCCGCUUAUAGAGUAUGUGGAAGAUUCUCCAGAUUUGGAAGCGAAGAGAAAAGCAUCAAUGCAUUCAUCUAUACUAAAGUCAAGCUCAUUUGAUAGCGGCGUGAGUGUUGCCCAUCCAAACAUACUCAUGCAAAGAAGAAGCAGAUCAUUAGAUGCGUACACACAAUGCUCGUCAGGCCCGACCGAGCAGGGGUCACGAGCAGAGGAUGAGCGAGAUGUCGAAGUUGGCCAAAAACCAGAUCCGACCAAUGAAGAAGAAAAAACUCAUGAUGGAGAAGUGAGAAGGAAACUUCGCCGUCGUUCACCGGUUUCUCCAAGAAAGCGCCCAGUGAUUAACGUGAGAACGCAAAUCCAAGAGCCGAUUGAAGGGUCAUGUGUAAUUGAUAGCCAAUCACAGAUUAUGCAAAAAGAAGCAAAUUUGGAUGAUGAAGAGAGCACGGCUGGAUCGCAGCUCUCGCUAGCAGAGUCACGCUCGCCUGAACGCUGCUCAAAGGCCUCUAGCCGGCUAGGCUCAUAUGAAGAACUCUCAUCCUGUUUCCACCCUGUCACCCACAGGCAACAUGAUGAGACUGUGAUGGCUGGAUCUUCCGGAAAGACCUCACAAUGUUCUCUCCUACAGGACUCUGAAGACAUGGAAAAGGUUCUGAGAUCUCUCCGCCAAGACCUCCCACAAGCCCCACCUCGACACCGCACUCAAAGUUCAAGCUCUGGAAUAAAUAAAACACAAACUACUAAAAGCAUCAUCCCUCUGAGAAGAAGCUCCUCGGCGGUUCCUGUCCAAACUGCAACAGCGGACAGAGGAAACACAGAGGUGCUUCAAAGACACGCCUCCGCCCCAGCUCUACAAGACAAACCACCUAGCGCAAAAUCUUCUAAGACUGGAUUCAUGAAGAUCUUUCGCAAGCACUCGUGGGCUAGCCAUUCUUCCCCUCAGUUGGAGGGCUCUGAAAAAAAACAAGAAGAUGGAGCAACCUCAAAGCCCAGGACCCCUCUACUGACCCUGAGAAAGAAGAUGGGAGCGUCAACGUCCAGCCUUACAAAACUGUUCACUCGACAGUCCAGCAAAGAGGACGCAGAGAGGAAGAAAGGUUCGCCGAUUGUGAAGAACACCUCUGCUGGAAAGCAAGAGAAAUCGACACCAGCCGCCACAUCAUCCGGAAGUCCUCAGAAAAAGUCUAAAUUGUUCAGUCUAAAAGUGCCACUGUUUAAGAAAUCCAAAGUUAAACCAUCUAGGCCAGAUGUCAUUCAGCUUUCAGGAGGUGGAGCUCUUGUGUUCUGGAAACCAGUGCCAUCCGAUGAGCUCAUCACAUACUGUAUUCAAUAUAGCUCAAAUGAUGUGGAGUGGAGGAACUUGUCUGAGAAUGUUACAGACAGCUGUUAUACAGCUAAUGCCCUUCCGAGAGGACCGGGAUAUAUGUUCAGGGUGUCCUAUACCACCAAGACAGGGUUGGCUCCUUUCAGUGAUCCUUCGCCCCCUGCGUUUAUGGCCAUCCCUUAUGAAGAUUCUCACAUUCCUCUCAUUCAGGUGGGAUCUAUAGGGUCAAAGGUCACUGUACCCGGAGGUCUAGGCACUGAAAAGUCUUACAGCUUCUUGUCAGAAAUCAACAGAGGCCGUUUUAGUGUGGUAAGUCAGUGUGAGGAUAGCCGUAGCUCCCAGAUGUUUGCGGCUAAGAUGACGGCGUACAGACCAGAGCAGAGGCAGCAGGUUUUGAGGGAAUAUCAACUGCUUCGCCGACUGAGCCACCCUCAUCUCGUACAGCUUCACUCGGCCAUUCUUACCCCCACCUGCCUGGUGCUUAUAGAGGAACUGUGUCCAGGACGAGAGCUUCUUUAUAACCUUUCUGAAAGGGAUCUAUAUGCAGAAAUGCAUGCGACUGACCUGCUAGAGCAGAUUCUGAGUGCUGUGGAUUAUCUGCACAGUCGUCGUAUCGUUCACCUGGAUCUUAAAUCAGACAACAUGCUGGUGACCGGACGAAAAGUGAAGAUUGUGGAUUUGGGCUCUGCACAAACAUUUACUCCAGGACAAGUGCUGAAUAUUGAGCACAUAAAGGAAAUGUCAGAUAACAAAGAGUUUAUGCUUAAAUGCUCUCUGUUGUGUUUUUUAGGGUAUAUUGUUCUUCCUAAAGCACCGGAGAUCUUGGAAGGACAAGGAGUUGGCCCGGAGACUGAUAUCUGGGCUGUUGGUGUUUUGGCUUUUAUCAUGUUGAGUGCGGACAGUCCCUUCCAUGCUGAUUUAAAUUGGGAGAGGGAUCGGAACAUUAAAAAAGGCAAGAUCCAGUUUGGCCGCUGUUAUCCAGGCCUCUCAGAGGGAGCCAUCAACUUCAUGAAGAACACGAUGAGCAACAAAGCCUGGGCAAGACCAACAGCAGCCGAGUGCCUCCAAAACCCCUGGAUACAUGGAGAGCGUCUGUCCUCCAAACAUGGCACAUCUGUGGUCUGUUUCUCAACAGACAAGCUGCAGGCCUAUCUCAGGGAAAGAGAGGUCAAGCGAGACCAUGUCCGAACAAAGUUUAAACCAGCCCUGUUAUAAUGCAGAUGAAUGUUUAGAAGAUAUCUUUAAACUAUUUGGUGUGAAACUGUGAAAAGUUUUUGUUGGUUUUAAAAGCACAGUGGAUGUUAUGUUUGUGCUGCUACCCUAAUAACAAUGGUUUUAUUGUAGUAUUGGAAAAAUGUUAUGAUGAACAUUGCUUUGCUUUACAAGUAUUCAUUAAUCAUUUCUUAAAAUAUAACAUACUGCAAUUUUCAUGAUGUAGUAUGACUAUGCUUCAAAUAUUUCUUUGUAAAGAUUCAAAUUGUGACAUCAACAACAAUGUUUUACAAUAGUGUGUGACUACAUAAAGUAUCUGGUAGUGUGGCUCUUUGUAGGGAUGUGACAUAUUUGUCACAUUUAUUUCCUUUUGGUUUGAUAGAUGUGUUUAACUGAAAUUACUUAAGAGACAGGAGAAUGAUCUUAAAAGAAGUCCAUCAUCUCUCAUAUCUACAGUAUCUGAUGUUUGUGAUGAGACACUAUAGAAAAAUAUAGGCUACCAAGCCAGCAACUACUGUUAUUGUAGAACUGUAAAUCUUUUUUCUUCCUGUGUUAUUAAAGUUUACGGCUGCAUCAGG